AUGGUCUCCACGGUCAAGGAAGUGACUGCUCCAGGGGAGUCCCAGAACAUGACGACCGACCCUCUAGAAACAAAGCCGAUAUCAGUCCCAGCACCUCCAACAGAAAACACCCAGGACACUGCUGACGAUCAUGCCGCCAACCUCGAUCUGACUCAAAGCGUCCCUGUGGUUGUCCCAUCACCUCACCCGCUUUCACGCAAUAGCAGCGACGGCAAAACCACCGAAGGCCAAUCCCUCAGUGGCUUGGCCCCAGAGAUCCUCCUCGAGAUCAUCCACCACCUCGACGCUCCCUCUCUGGUCUGCCUCGCGCUGACCUCUCACAGAUUUUACACCCUCAUCCUGCAACAUUUCCAAGUCACCCGCCUCAGCAAGCUCUGUCCCAAGAAUGUCCGCGCUCCGAUCCCCCGCACCCUUCGAGCACACGCAUACAACAUACUCGCACCCGACACCGAGGCCGCAAGCAAAGGGUGGCGCGUGGAAAAUCUCACCUUUCCACCACCAUCUUCCACACUCCAGGGUGGCCUGGUAUAUUGCAUCUCAAGCGCCAGCCUUCAGCGAAGGAUCGGUACUCAUCCAGACACCACCCUCCAGCGGAGGAUCGGUACUCGAAUUUCCACCAGUCUGCCCAAUCUGCCCAAUCUGCCCAAUCCCCUCGCUCAUCGUAUAGUGGCCGCAACCUCCCAUGUCCGGUGCAAGAAUGUCGAGCAUAUCUCGACUGGUGCACCCUCCAGGGCCGCGAAGAGGGUGGGGAAGUAA
Cladophialophora yegresii CBS 114405 is the source of this 756-nucleotide messenger RNA. RefSeq lists its product as uncharacterized. Gene Ontology annotation, molecular function: protein binding. NCBI's taxonomy places the organism in Eukaryota, Fungi, Ascomycota, Eurotiomycetes, Chaetothyriales, Herpotrichiellaceae. The transcript is spliced from 2 exons. The record is from RefSeq and is a predicted model, not a curated record. Bases 1 to 756 code for a protein of 251 amino acids.